Marchantia polymorpha subsp. ruderalis is the source of this 1656-nucleotide messenger RNA. The record is from the annotation of a GenBank genome assembly. Lineage: Eukaryota; Viridiplantae; Streptophyta; Marchantiopsida; Marchantiales; Marchantiaceae.
AUACCGCAAGUACCAUAGAUUUCGACCGCAGACCGUGCGCUACAAAACCAGGUCCAGAGCCCCGGGACUGACUGAGCUCCAUCGCUGAGGAAGAGCCCGGACAUCGUUGUCUGAGUCUGCUCGAGGAGAUCGUUUCCGACCGAUUUCGCGGUCCCUUGGAUCCUGACGAGGAGAAAGGCGGAGUUAUGGCAGGCGAUGGAGAGGUGGAAGCUCCCAAGGGGCUCGUUUGCGUGACGGGGGCCGGAGGCUAUGUGGCAUCGUACCUCGUCAAGAGCUUGCUCGAAGCAGGAUAUCGCGUGAGAGGAACGGUGCGCAAUCCUGAUAGCGAGCCAAAGACGAGGCAUCUCAGAGAGCUACCAGGCGCGAAGGAGAGGCUGGAGCUGGUUUCAGCGGACCUCCUCAGCGAAGGGAGCUUUGAUGCAGCGGUUGAAGGAUGUGACGGUGUAUUCCACACCGCCAGCCCGGUCGUUUUUCCUAAGAUCGAUCCAUUUGUAGAGAUGGUGGAACCUGCCAUCAAAGGAACCCUGAACGUUCUGAAAUCGUGCUCCAAGGCGAAUGUGAAAAGAGUGGUGCUCACAUCGUCAUCGUCAGCCUUUCGCAUGCGACCAGACUACAGUGCAGAUGUCCCUCUCGAUGAGAGCAGCUGGAGCUCUGUACAGUUUUGCAAGGAUAUUAAGCUUUGGUACGCACUUGCCAAAACCAUGGCAGAACAAGCAGCGUGGGACUACUCUAAAGAAACAGGGCUCAAUUUAGUUUCUGUCCUUCCCACCUACAUCAUUGGUUCCAUCAUUCCGCCAGAGCUGUCCGCCACGUCCACCGAUGUCCUCGGCCUUUUCACAGGGAAAGCUGGUAACUUUGCCAAGUUCGGCAGAAUGGGAUACGUGCACAUUGAUGACGUUGCAACUGCUCACAUUCUGGCUUAUGAGAAGCCGGAAGCAGAGGGUCGGUACAUUGUGAGUGGAAUCACUCUUGAUAAUGACGAGAUGGCAGAAAUGCUUGCUAAACGCUAUCCGACUCUGGACGUGCCCAAGAUCGAGAAGGGUGCUGGCAUGCCAUACUACAACAUCAAUGUGUCCAAGCUGGCGAAACUGGGUUUGGAGAAGUACAAGCCCAUCGAGGAGGCAUUCGAUGAUGUCGUUGAAUCGUAUAAGCAGAAGGGCAUGUUGUAGAAAAUGGAAUGAGCUGAGCUAUCGACACAAUGUAGAUUUGGAGAAAGGAAAGACCUGCCUCGAAGCCCUGGGCCAUGUAGCAGUCUCCCUCAAUUUUGCUGCAACACUGGCGAUGAUGUUACUGCAUAUACUAGUUCAGAAUCGGUCUCCAAAGGACCCUCCUCAUUCAUAAGGACACUGAUAUAUAAUAAUGUCAUCAGUCUGGAAUUGUCAUGAAAGGAAGCCUGCCAUGAUUUUAGUCAACCUUAGUACUAGAGGUCAAUCAUGUAAAGCUGUAAAGGAAGCCAGCGCGUUGUGGACUACCCAACGUGCGGGUAUUGUACAGAAAGGGAUAUGUAUCCUGUAUAAACUCGAUGCAAUUCCAAUAUUCCUGCUUGGAAUGUCUCACAUUCUCCUGCAUCGCCCUUUCUGAAACCCUUGUGGAUGCUCUUAAGAUUUCUUAGCAGACCAGACGCCUCGUACAUUUGAAAAGUAUACCUAUGACCUA